AUGGAAUUGCUUUUGCACUGGUAUAGCGACUAUUUAUUGGGACGAAAAAAACGUGUUGUAGUAGAUGAUGUUUCGUCGAGCUAUCUUGAUGUGACAUCUGGAGUUCCACAAGGAAGUAUUGUCGGCGCCCUACUCUUCCCAGUCUAUGUUAACGGCGACCUCCCUGACGCUGCUGAACACAGAAAA
Messenger RNA from Paramuricea clavata, 186 nucleotides. NCBI's taxonomy places the organism in Eukaryota, Metazoa, Cnidaria, Anthozoa, Malacalcyonacea, Plexauridae. The record is from the annotation of a GenBank genome assembly.